AUGGGCUCCCCCAAUAGCAUGGCGCCCUUGGAUCCUAACACCGGUCGACAUCAGUACCCUGCUGACCGAAAUCGCAUCAAUUUUCGGCCCAGCCGCCCGGACUUUGUGGCCGCUCGAAGACGAUGCAACGAUGCGCUCUCAAAAUACAACGCUUUCACGGAGCGUUGUAGUGAUGAGGAACGUGUUCGACUGUGGCUCAACGUUGUCGACCCUGCAAGAGUUCGUCAAGGCCUUCCAAGAUGUUUGAGAUCUCAGAUGCCGGACCCUGCUGUCGAUCCUCGCGCCCAUGAUAAGGCGCUGAUGGAGUAUAGAGGCUGCUGCGUCACUGAGCCUAACGAUGCUGCUGGAUUCCACACGGAGAAGCUGGUCCUUGGUGAGCUUGGGAUGAGCAACUCUGACAAUUGCGUCAUGGGGGAGGGUACAGCGAAGCUAGCCCAGCAGCGCAUCAUUCCAGACAUCAAGCCCGGGAUUUUGAUGGAGUACGGGUUACGUGUGCGCAUCCACCCAACCGUAGGCAUCAACUACCAUUGCACAAUCAUCGACUCACCUGUCGCUGAUAUUGACAUCGGCCCGCAUGUUUUGAUUGGCCCCCACGUCAAGCUUUUCAGCGUCGGGCAUUCUCUGGCCUCCGAUGAAGCUGGAGAUCGUACUGUCUACGCAGGCCCUAUCACUAUCGAGGCUGGCGUCUGGGUUGGUGGAAACUCCACAAUUCUCUCAGGCGUUACUAUUGGUGAAGGCGCUGUCAUUAGUGCUGGCAGCGUCGUUACAAAGGAUAUUCCCCCCUACAGUGUCGCAGUCGGCAGUCCCGCUCGAGUUCUGAGAUACAUCAACGCUGAGGAAGAUGGUCCCCAGGCGGACGACUACGAAGCACAAACCCUCGUUGACGCUUUGAUGGUCGGCGGCACAGGUGAUCCGACGGGCGUUCAGGACGCCCUGACAGAAGCUCGCAUCAUUGGCAAGUACAUGACGCCGCAGAACCAAGAGCUUUACAACAAUAUGCACCACUGA
Messenger RNA from Neoarthrinium moseri, 1008 nucleotides. RefSeq lists its product as uncharacterized. Lineage: Eukaryota; Fungi; Ascomycota; Sordariomycetes; Amphisphaeriales; Apiosporaceae. The record is from RefSeq and is a predicted model, not a curated record. The transcript is spliced from 3 exons. Bases 1 to 1008 code for a protein of 335 amino acids.